AAGAUAUCAAAAUAAGAUUUGGAACUUGUAUGAAUUAAAAAUAUAAAAUUAAAAAUAAUGCGUUAUAUUUCGUAUAUCAGUAUAAGCUAUAUAUCCGUUUGAAAUACUAAUGUGAACAUCAAGUGAACAUAAUGAGAACAUCAAGACACAACAUUUUGAUAAUCAAUAAAGGAGUGGUACAGGUUGAUACGACAUACAUAGGUGAUCAGUUAACUAUAGAUACACCCUGAGUCUGAGGUUAUUUUCUGUAAACUGGCUGGCAGAAUUCAUCAUGCUAACAUGUACAUUGAAAAUCAUAUGGAUGUCCUGGGAAUGGGCAGAAGGCAACUGCAACCAUGGAGUACAGUGGGAGUUUCAACACCUUACAUGGAACCAAUAAUUCCAAUUCGUAUAGGUGAUUACACCCGUACACAUAACUUAUUGCCGUGGAGACCAAAUGUAGGAUUUGAAAAUACGAAAGUUAUUCCCUUCAGGGCUACAAAGUCGAAUUAUGCGUUAGAUGUAAACGGUAAGAUGGCCACACGACCAUUAAAAUUUCCAAACCUAAUAACGGGUUAUCAACGUAAUCCUAUUCACGCAUCACAAGCCGCCCUUUACACGAGAUACACACCGCAUGAGUGGUUUCAGAAGCAAGUGAAAUAUUACAAUGAGGCAGACUCGCAAAGACAUUAUUCUGAAAGGAUGCGAGGUGACGCUUUGAGAAUUAUCAGAGAUGCUGAAGAGAAGAUACAACGUGGUCAGUAUGAUACUAGUAGAAGACUUGGUGAAAGAAUUAGUGAUGUUACUUUUUGGCGUAAUGAAGUGUCAUCGGAACUGGAGAGAAUGCUUCAUGAAAUUGAGAGGCUUCAGGAUUGUAAAAGUGUCUUGGAAAAGGCAAUGCGAGAUAUUGAAGGACCUUUACAUAUUGCCGAGGAAUGUCUUUACCACAGAGAGGCUAGAAAAGGGACAGAAUUAGUGCAUGACGACUCGGAAAAAUGUUUGUUGCGAGAAGUGGAAAAUCUGCGAACAAACCAGAAAAAACUGGAAACUUGUUUGGACAGAUGUAAAGAUCAGUUACGAAAUUGCAGAGCCUCACAGAAUCAAUUAGAACUGGAUUUAAAGAACAAGGAAAGCGCUUUAGGUAUAGACAUCGUUUGCCAUCAGUUGCACAAUCAGAGUCACGGAUUGCAAUAUUACUCGGGAAUUGAAAAAUAUGAUCCAUGUGUCUCGGAGCAAGAAACCUGGGCAGAUGCGGUGAAUAAAAUAGUCCAAAGGUCUCAAACGGAACGCAACAAGUCGUGUCAAUUACGUACCACUGCCGAGAGUCUUAUCAAUAAAGUUUCUCAAGAAAUGUGGAAUACUUGGAGCAGCACUAACAAUGCUUUAGCACAUAGAUCUUCCGAAUUACUUGAGGCUAAGAGCAAGCUUCAACAACAUUUACAAAAGGUGCAACAAGAGAUAUACGAUGUAGAAAAGAAUUUGGAAUUAAUGCGUAAAGCUAUUGCGGACAAAAGUCACGCAACUAAAGUCGCACACACGAGAAUGGAAGCGAGACUACAUCGGCCCGACAUAGAACUGUGUCGUGAUUAUGCUUAUGCAAAUCUUCAGAAAGAGAUCGAUGAGAUAAAUCAUCAACUCGAACGAAUGCACAAAACGCUGAAAGAACUUGAAAAUCAACAUCAGAAAUUGUUAAGAACUCGAACCAUGUUGGAGCACGAUCUCGCGCUUAAAAUAGAUGCGAUAUAUAUCGACAGGGAAAAAGUUUGCGGUCUUAGACGCGCAUAUCCUGUUAAUGCACUAUUUAGAUUUUAAAAGUACAGUUAUUUUUUGUUAAUAUCAUAGAUUUUUUUGUAAUAUUAUAAGUAUAUAUUCGAAUACUGCCAUUUAUAUUUAUGAGAAUGUUUAUGCAAUGUUAUUGCAAUA
Messenger RNA from Harpegnathos saltator (Jerdon's jumping ant), 1902 nucleotides. Its product is annotated as tektin-3. The transcript is spliced from 9 exons. Gene Ontology annotation, cellular component: microtubule cytoskeleton; nucleus. Gene Ontology annotation, biological process: cilium movement involved in cell motility; cilium assembly. Bases 280 to 1791 code for a protein of 503 amino acids. The record is from RefSeq and is a predicted model, not a curated record. NCBI's taxonomy places the organism in Eukaryota, Metazoa, Arthropoda, Insecta, Hymenoptera, Formicidae.